This is a messenger RNA of Lachancea dasiensis, 495 nucleotides long. The record is from the annotation of a GenBank genome assembly. NCBI's taxonomy places the organism in Eukaryota, Fungi, Ascomycota, Saccharomycetes, Saccharomycetales, Saccharomycetaceae.
AUGAACGUCAAAGUUGGUCACAAGAGUAAACUAUCGGAUCUACUGCACUACCGGAUUCGAGCUCUUACAAAUGAUGGGAAAGCAUUCGUGGGGGAACUGAUGGCAUUCGACGCUCACAUGAAUCUCGUGCUAGCUGAAUGCGUAGAACACCGUAUUCCAAAUCACCAAAUGGAGCUAUUGAAGGGCAAGAAUAAAGACUCUACCGCCAAACCAAAGGUAGAGACGCGUACGUUGGGUUUGGUGGUGCUUAGAGGCGACCAGGUUUUGACCACGGUGGUGGAGAACGGUCCUGCGCUGUCUAAGAAAGAAAGAGCUCUGGUGCUAGAAAAAAAGACGGCACAGCUAAGCAAGCAGAAGAGAAAGGGAAAGGGAGUUGUGAAGCCGGUGGCUGGAAAUGUGGGUGGUUCAAAAAUACCAGUGGGGUUCCAAAAGGGCUCGCAGCCGCAGGCGCAGCCACGCCCAUUCCAGCCGCCCCCUGGGUUCAAGAGGCGUUGA